Molecule: messenger RNA, 1023 nt
Organism: Penicillium samsonianum
Lineage: Eukaryota; Fungi; Ascomycota; Eurotiomycetes; Eurotiales; Aspergillaceae
Exons: 1
Coding region: 1-1023 (340 amino acids)
Source: RefSeq, a predicted model, not a curated record
AUGAAUGACAGCAACCGGACGGAUUUGGCCAAUCUCCGCUUUGUAAAUAGAAGCCUUUGUCGUAGUGCCUCGGCUCGUCUUUUCCGACACAUCAUAGCUGUUGCCCAUUCAUCGUACCACAAUACGCAGUUGCCAUCUUUGGGAAGGCUGUUGAACCUUUCCAACAGCCCAUAUGCGCAAUAUGUGCGCCAAGUCGACAUUGGAUACUGUUCCUUCCCAUGUUCGAUGCAGGAGGUUAUAUUAUACACGGAAGACUUUGCCGCCUUGCUGUCGCCAUGCUUGCGCCAGUUUCCCAAUCUCAAAGCUCUUGACUUCCGUGGUCCGCCAUUGGCAUGCUUGCCCCAUGAUAAGAUAAAAGCAUCAAUUGACUCGAUGCUCAUGUCGUUAUGCUACGUGCCUCUGCCCAACUUGACUGAACUUGAACUUCAAUUACCAAUGACGAAUGACUUUGCUCCAUUAUUUGCCGAGAAUAUCAGCGCAUUGCGAAUACCGAUUGAGCAGACUCUCAAUCGCCUUCACCAUAUUGGCUUGCAUGUCUAUGCGCAAACAAACCAGCAGUCCUACGUGGCCUACUUGUUGAGAAUCGUGGAACUUUCAACAAACCUGACUUCUCUUUCGCUUAGUAGCACAAACUACUUAAGCAUUGAUCGUCUGAAGCUCGGCUCAACGGUUCGCCUGCGGUGCUUGUCCUUGCGCAAAGUGAAAAUCUCAUCUCGAAAUCUCAUCAAUAUUAUUGAGCAAUGUAACGAAUCGUUGCAGUAUAUCGAGUUUCGACACGUGAAGAUCGAGUCUGGCACAUGGAGAGAGAUUUUGCCCGCAAUGGAUAGUUUACUCUAUUUGUAUGACUUCGACAUAUCUAUUGGUGAAACUCCCGCAAGAAGCGCACGGAUAUAUUCAACUCGGGCGCCGUUCGUUACUGAAGAGAAUGUACAAGACCAUUCUUGGCUUGAUCAUGUUGCAUUUCAAAACUUCAAGCAAAGGGUGAAAUUGAAACGUGCCGUGGCUCGGCAUUUUAGCUGUUGA